AUCCCCUUCAAACCCGUGAACAAGACUUUUGGUUCGAAGCCCUUUUCACCUUUAGCAUCACCCUCUCUCAACCGGUGUCCAGUCCCUCUCAGCCUCCGACACAACAACACCCAACAUGCCCCAACCGACCCCGCCUCCCUCCCUUCCCGAGGGCAUCUGGGCGCCAACCCAAGUCUUCUUCCACGAUUAUGACGCCGACACCACCUCCCUCGACCUCGAGACCAUCGCCCUCCACGCCGUGCGCCUCGCGCGCGCGGGCGUAGCCGGCCUCGUGACGAACGGCUCCAACGGCGAGGCCGUCCACCUGACCGCGCCCGAGCGCGCCCAAGUCACGCGGACGACCCGCGCCGCCCUCGACGCCGCCGGCUUCGCCCACCUCCCCGUCAUGGCGGGCGCGUCCGACCAGUCGCUGCAGGGCACGCUCGCGCUGAUCGAGGACGCGCGCCAGGCCGGCGCGGCGGCCGUGCUGUUGCUGGUGCCGAGCUUCUUCCGCUGGGCGAUGGACGCGGCGGCGAUCGAGAACUACUUCGUGGCGGUGGCGGACCGGAGCAGCGUGCCGGUCGUGAUAUACAACUACCCGGGGGCGGUGGCGGGGCUGGACCUGGACUCGGAUAUGCUCGUCAGGCUGGCGCAGCAUCCGAAUAUUGUCGGGACGAAGUUCACGUGUGGGAACAUUGGGAAGCUGGCGAGGGUGGCGGCGGCCGUGAAUGGCGCUGCGGGGAGAGCGGAGUAUAGGUGUUUCUCGGGCGUGGCCGACGCCAUAACGCCCGCGCUUGCGGUCGGUGGGCAUGGCGGCAUUGUGGGUGCCGCGAAUGUGUUUCCACGCGCCUGUGUCGAGGUGUAUGACUUGUUCAUGGAGGGGAAGUGGGAGGAGGCGAGGAUCAAGCAGCAGCGGCUCGCGCUGGCCGACUGGGCAUUGACGAAGAGGGCAAUUCCGGGGUUCAAGGCGAUAUUAAGCAAGUUUCACGGGUACGGAGGGAUCCCUAGGCUGCCGGUGCAGUCAUUGUCAAAAGAGGCGGAAGAACUGCUGUUUUCGGAGGUUGAGGAGAUGAUGAAAGUGGAGCAACAGCUCAAGGAUUUUGGGAGGCCAACACAGUCAUGAUGUUAUCACUUGACUGCCGUGGAGCAAAGAAAUAAGGUAGUUCGGAGAAGGGAAUACCCAUCGCCAUGGCGGCCUAGCUCGUGUCGAUUCGGGGAGGGCGAUGAGACAUGAAAUGGAACAAACAAUCCCACGUCAAGCGUAAUGUUGAACGUCAAUACAACAUAACCGGUCGCCAGAGAAGCGCAAUAUACACAGGGCCACCAAGCUAGCGGCAAACGUUAAUGUGGGCAACUUGAAGUGUACAAUACA
Molecule: messenger RNA, 1351 nt
Organism: Chaetomium strumarium
Lineage: Eukaryota; Fungi; Ascomycota; Sordariomycetes; Sordariales; Chaetomiaceae
Exons: 1
Coding region: 116-1102 (328 amino acids)
Molecular function (GO): 4-hydroxy-tetrahydrodipicolinate synthase activity
Source: RefSeq, a predicted model, not a curated record